AUUGUUGAUAGUCCCUCUGCAUAAGGGUCACGCUUUAGCUCAAAUAUUUAUCUUCCACAUAAAACUCUCUCUGCUAGCUUUUACGUACUCUAGCUUGAUGGAAAUUUCUAAUGCAUUCUUGCCUUCUUCCACCUAUCCUUCAAAUUCCGCCGAAAUAAGUCAAAACAUUGGAGUUCCUCCACCUUCUAAUAACUGGAGAUUUACUGAAGAUAAAAUUUUCAUUUCCACUUAUCCAUCUAGGCACAACUUCGAUGAUCAAACCGAAGGGUUCUUCAGUUUCACAGAUAACUUUGGCACCGAAUUUGUGGAAAAGCUUAAAGAAUUCAAGAACGUGGCAAGCAGUUUAGGCGAAGACUCAUUGGAAAGUUUAAAGCUGGUGGAUGCAGUGCUGAGGUUAGGCAUUGAGUACCACUUCCAAGAAGAGAUUGAUCGUAUCAUACAAUGCCAGUACAUGAAGUUAAAAGAUGAUGGAUAUUGUGAAGAUGGCCUUUAUGAGGUUGCUCUUCGCUUUCGAUUAUUCAGACAGCAAGGUUACCAUGUCUCUGCAGAUAUAUUUAACAAGUUUAAGGGCAAGGAUGGAAAGUUUAAACCGAUCUUAAGCCAAGACAUGAAAGGGCUCAUGGAGAUGUUUGAAGCUUCACAGAUGAAUAUAGAAGAUGAAUAUAUACUUGGUGAGGCUGAAAAUUUUAGCCGCCAUCAUCUCAAUGCUUUGUUGGAACGUCUCGUUGGUGAUCAAGCGCGACGUAUCCAAAACACAUUAGAGCAUCCUUGUCAUAAAAGUUUGGCCAGGCUUACUGCUAGAAACUUCCUACACAACUUCCGUGUAACAAAGGGGUGGAUAAAGGUUGCACAAGACCUGGCAAGAAUGGAUUUCAAAAUGGUCCAAUCCAUCCACCAAAACGAAAUUGACAAGGUCUCCAUAUGGUGGAAUGAAUUAGGUCUGUCUAAGGAGUUGAAAUUCGCAAGGAACCAACCGCUGAAAUGGUACCUAUGGACGGUGGCAUGUCUAACCGAUCCACGAUUGUCAGAACAGAGGAUUGAGACCACAAAACCCAUUUCUCUAAUUUACUUGAUUGACGACAUUUUUGAUAUUCAUGGAACACUAGAUGAACUCACUCUCUUCACAGACGCAGUUAACAAAUGGAAAUUUGAGACAACAGAGCAAUUACCAAACUACUUGAAGAUAUGUUUCAAGGCCCUUGACGAUGUUACCAAUGAAAUUGCCUUCAAGGUCUACAAAAUGCAUGGUUGGAACCCUGUAGACUCCCUAAAGAAAGCGUGGGGGAAAUUAUGCAAUGCCUUUCUAGUAGAAGCACAAUGGUUUGCUUCCGGUUGCUUGCCAAAAGCAAAGGACUACUUGAAGAAUGCCGUAGUCAGUACAGGGGUUCAUGUGGUGCUUGUUCAUAUCUUUUUUCUAUUGGGUGAAGGUAUAACCAAGGAAGCUGUUGAUGCUCUGGACCAGAUUCCAGGCAUUAUAUCUUCUACAGCAACAAUCCUUCGUCUUUGGGAUGACUUGGGAAAUGCUGAGGAUGAGAAUCAAGAUGGCCAAGAUGGAUCUUACGUUGAAUGCUACAUGAAAGAAAAUCACGGUUCGUCAGUCGGAGAAGCGCGCGAGCAUGUCAUCCAGAUGAUAACAAAAACAUGGAAACAGCUCAACCACGAAUGCCUAGCUUCAAAUCCAUUUCCAGCAUCUUUGAAGAAAGCUUCUCUUAAUGCUGCUAGGAUGGUCCCUUUGAUGUACAAUUAUGAUGGUAACCAUAACCUUCCUAGCCUUGAGGAUUAUAUGAAGUCGCUACUGUCUAAAACUCACCCGUGAGAGCCACUCAGAAAAGUUUCCAGCUCUGCAUACGAACCAUGUCAUCGUAAAGCGAAUCUUUUCGUACAAUAGUAAUCGGGUUAAAGAUAACGUGCUUCACUUUUCUCAGUUGUUCAAUAACAUAAGAUAUGUUCACUGUCGUCACUUUUUUUAGUUGUUCAAUAAGCUAUGAUAAUUUGUGUUAAAUUACUUUUAAUCUUAAACGAUUAAGCUAAGAAGUGUGUUUAAUAUGUAUAUGAGUGUUAAUUAUUUUAAA
Molecule: messenger RNA, 2072 nt
Organism: Ziziphus jujuba (common jujube)
Lineage: Eukaryota; Viridiplantae; Streptophyta; Magnoliopsida; Rosales; Rhamnaceae
Product: (3S,6E)-nerolidol synthase 1
Exons: 7
Coding region: 98-1816 (572 amino acids)
Biological process (GO): diterpenoid biosynthetic process
Molecular function (GO): terpene synthase activity; magnesium ion binding
Source: RefSeq, a predicted model, not a curated record